UUCGUUCACACUUAGCUUUUCGCUACUAGCGUGUAGGAGUGAUUUAAUCGUCCACCAAAUAACAUUUUAAUAUUCAGAAAAGCUCUACAUCUUUGUGCAUACAGUAGUCGUCGUUUGGCAUCUCAUAAUCGCGUAGUCAUUGCUAUUAUAUUCGCGAAAAAACGUCUAGCUUGCAUCCUGAAAGCUAGUUUAGCAUUCAACUAUUUGUUUCAUUUAGCCAUUAAAACAGUAUAAAUAGCUCUUAUAGCCUUCUUAACCUGUUGAAUAUGAGUGAUCCAUGGCAGGAAUGUUUGGACUACUGUGUGGAAGUGACAAAACGAGCGGGACAGAUGAUCCGUGACGCGUUACAAAAGGACAUCACCAUCAUGGAGAAGAGCUCACCGGUCGACCUGGUGACGGAGACGGACCAGAACGUGGAGAAGCUCAUUAUCUCAUCCAUCCGUGAAAAGUACCCCUCGCACAGCUUCAUAGGUGAGGAGUCCGUAGCCGCGGGAGCCCCGAGCAUUCUCACAGACAACCCCACCUGGAUCAUCGACCCCGUGGACGGCACCACCAACUUCGUGCACAGGUUUCCCUUCGUGGCUGUAUCCAUUGGUUUCACCGUUAAAAAAGUGAUUGAGUUUGGAAUUGUGUACAGCUGCGUGGAAGAUAAAAUGUACACAGCCAGGAGAGGCAAAGGAGCCUUCUGCAAUGGGGAUCCUAUCAAAGUGUCUGGACAACAAGAUAUCAAGCAAUCUCUGGUGCUGACUGAAAUCAACUUUAAAAAGGACACAGAACAGUUCAACACAAUGAUGGAUAAUGUCAAGACUAUCCUCAGUAUCCCCGUACAUGGCAUCCGAUCUCCAGGCAGCGCUGCGAUCAACAUGUGCCUGGUGGCCUGUGGAGCUGCAGAUGCGUACUACCACAUGGGCAUCCACUGCUGGGACAUGGCAGGGGGCGCCGCUGUGCUCACUGAAGCCGGGGGAGUUAUCAUGGACAUAUCAGGCGGACCAUUCGACCUGAUGUCGCGCAGGUUGAUUGUGGCCAGCAGCAGAGCCAUCGCAGAUCGCAUCGUCAAGGAGAUAAAGGAGAUUCCGGUCGGGAGAGAUGACCAGUGAAAACCUCAAGGCCUGUCAAUCACGUACUGUAUUCAAACUCACCCGAAAGUUCUACCAAUUACUGUUCAGAAAUGCCUUUGCCGUUGUAGUUAAAGUCUGAAUUAUAUUUCUAAUUAGUACUUGGUUUGGUGGGGUAAUACUUGUGGCCAGUAUUUAUCAUAGAUUGACAGCAGUUAAGUGGAAAUUUGUGAGGAAAAAACUUGAAAAAAAAAAAAGAUAAAUACUGCACUUCUACCCACGUCAUUGUCAGAUUUAGCACCAAAAAUUCUAUCCAAAAAUACAGGGACUGUUUACACACAGGGACUACAUUUUUCUGACAGUUUAAAUCCUCAUUACAUUUUUUUUUGUAUAAUCAAAAUUAUAGGGUGAAUUUGAUUUCUUUUAGCUCUUGUUUACAAUUUGGUUGCUAGGUAACAGUUAUGGAAUACCUCUACGUAUGUCAUACCUGCUGCCCGUGUAUAUCCAUGAAGUAAAAUGAUAAAUUUCACACAAAAAAUGUAAUUAUAUUUAAGAUUUUACCAGUAGUCUUAUGUUUUACCAAUAUCAUUGUGUAACUUUUCUGGUGGAGGCUCCGUCAAAUGCUUGUCUUCAUGUAGAUGUUAUUGCUUUGUCUGGAAUGUUUCACAGUAUGGCAUUAAACCUUUCUAUGUUCAUGGAGACCAAACGAGACCAAGUUACAAGUCAGAUCUGUGGAGAGGCAAUUCCGCUCACAGUCAGAAUGCCAGUUUUUCUAGGUAUUUUUGAGCAUCUGUAAUUAAAUAAAUGUAAGGUAGAGUUGUUUAAUGUCAUACUGUGGAACAUUCCAGGCAGAGAAAUAACGUAUCCAUAGAAACAAGAAGGUGACAGACCUCCAACCAGAAAGUUACAUAUUGCACUUUUAACUUUGUUUUAGUGAAAUAAGUAGUCUAAUCUGUCAUGUGCACUUUAAAUCACUCCAAAUGAAGUACUGAAGUAUUGAAGUAUUAGUUUUUGCACUUUUCCAUUCACGUUCAAGAUUUUAUCAUCAAAAUCGUGCGGCACAGAGAAGAGAUUUGUGUCAUACUUUGUCAAACAGUCUUUUUUUUUUAAAUAAUUUCUGUAUUUAGUCUCUUGCAAAAUAUAAUGUUACGUUUGUGGAACACCUAAUGCUACACUAUGUAACGUUUCUGGUGGAGAGUUUGCUGCUUGUCUCUAUGAAGAUGUUUUACUGGAAAUGUUCCACGGUAUGGUAUUAAACCUGUCUUUCUUCGUGGCAUCUAUGGAGAGGUUACCCUGCUCACUAUAAAUUUUUAUGUUCUUACAGGCAUUUAAAGGUUAUAAAAAUAUGUAAUUGGCUAAAGAUACUGUAUAUAAGAUGAACAUUUAAUGGCCUUCUGUAGAACAUCUCCGUGAGACAACCAGGUGAUGGACCCCCCACCAGAAAAGCUAGACAGUGUGCCUUUAAGCUAGUACCGUAUUUUUCGGACUGUAAGUCGCUCCAGAGUAUAAGCCCUACCAGCCAAAAAAUGCGUAAUGAAGGAAAAAAAAACAUAUAUAAGCCGCAUCAGCCUAUAAGACACGGGGAAAUUUUUAAAAAUAAAAUCACAGACCAGGAACCAAUAUUUCAUCUUGAAAUGCAAGUUAUAGUAAAAACAAUAGAACAGGGAACAACAGACUGAAUAUGUGUUUGGUAUGUUAACAUAACGCAUGAACAGUUAUUCAGAUAACUAUAACAUAUACAACAGAACAGAACAAGUUUACCAAACUCUCCCCUGUCAUUUCUGAGCAACUUCGCGACCUCCGGAGGUAGAUACAUGAGGUAUUGCCAGUGCGCCACUUCCUCUUCUGCGUAGUUGUCGUCAGACUCAGCUUCAGUUCCAGUUAGAAUUAUUCCGUCCUUUCUGAAUCCCAACAGGAUGGUUGCGGUUGUCACUGAAGUCCAGGCUUUGUCGAUCCAUCUAGUGACUUCCAGGAAAGUUGCAUGGCGCACCCUCCCGGUUACCGUGAAAUUGUGUUCUCCAUCCCCGCUUUUCGCCAGCCCCUCAGUUUCUCGCUCGCUCCAAACUUUCUUUCUUCUGCUCGAUUACCGUUUUCGGCUGAAUAAUGCGCUACUUGCAGCAAGACAGUGGCUUCUACUGCAGAAGACAUGCGCGGUAGGGCGCAAAGUGACAGUGGUACAGGAGUAGCAGAUACUGACACACAAGCCUAGAGCACCUUCUUGCUGCUGUCAGUGUGAAAAUUUUAAUAUAUAAAUCGCACUGGAGCAUGAAAAAAAGUGCGACUUGUAGUCCGAAAAAUACGAUAGAUGUGUUUCUAGUCAAGUACAGUACAAAUAAAGCUGUAUUUCAAGUUUGCCGAAUAUAAAAUGAAGGAUAGUCUAGAUAUUGUCAUGGUAUAUUUAACUAUAUCCUUAAAAAAUUCUCUUCUAUAUUUAUGUUGUGUUUGUGAGAGAAGGUUUUGUGUUUUCUUUUGCCGUUUAUUGAAAAUUACAAUAUUGGGACACUGAAAGCAGGAGGAAUUUUAAAGAAUUAGAAUUUUGAGCUACUGACACAUUUGGGUUUGAUUAUUAUUAUUCAGACUAUAGAGAUGAUUAAAGACUGACAUAAGGCCUCAGAAUGUUCAUCCACUUAUAAUAUGUGUUUUGUGUAUUUAUGUACCUCAUUUAAAGUGCACUGGAAUCUGUAUUUUUUGUUGUAAAUUAUGAACCAAAAUUGCAUUAUCUCAUAACGCAAUAAAGGUGCAGAAAAGGAAAACUCUACUACUCUCUGCUAUUGGCAAUUUUUUAUUAGAUUCGAUAAUGUCAUAGUAAGAAAUGUCAACACAGGAACACUGAGAACACAAAUAAUGCUGCGGAGAAAUUGUUACAAUAAACUCAUGCUUCACGAUUUGCACCAGUGAAAUUAUAAAAUAGAAAAAAGUGAAAGGAAUAAAUAAAUAAAUAAAUAAUUAACAAAGGAACAAAGGAGUAAUGAAAGUAGAGUAGAGGCAGGAGAAAAGGGGAAAAAAAGAGAGUAUUAUCAUUAAUUACAAGAAUAGUUAUUUUUUCCUUUUUCAUAUUUUUUCCUUUUUGUUUGGUUUUACCCUCGUACAUCUCUUUUGGUUUAUUACUUACCUACUCACACACACACUUGCCCUCUGAUAUAAGAAGAACAGAAUGUCUAAUGUCUUUUACUGUUUGUACUGUCUCCAAUAUCAUAAUAAAAAAACAAAAAAACAAUUGUAUUAGAAGAUAGUAUUAAAGCAGCACAGGCAUUAUACGAUUUUUCCAUAUUUGCAACAGAACAGUUCAGUAUAACAAUGACAACUGGCUUUAAUAACUUCGACUAAACACUCUGAAAACAGAUCUGAGAUUCUCCAUGAAAUGUUCCCAUUGUGAUUUUAGUGGUGAGAUAAAUGCACAUAAAAUUUCCCUGUCUUAACAUUCAGCAACACAGAAGACAACAUGAGGCUUCGAGCUCUGCGUUUUCUGACACAAAUAUUACUAGAAAUUGCGAAGUCCAGUAAAUAUUUUUUCAGCCGGUACUAUUAUGUUUGCAACAAUAUUUAUAACCUAUAGCUCUGUCGCUGAAUUGUAGUAAAGUUGACAAAGAAAUUAUAAUUAAAAGGCCUUGAUUUUGAAUAAGAGAAGAACAUUUUUCGUUUGAACCAUGACAAACAAUAGUUAUACGCAGUAGUUUUCAUAAGGUUCUCAACAAAGCAGCUGUUUGUACUUGAUUCUCAUCCAGCGCGAACAGCCAGCGCAUACUGUUAGUUAUUUAUUUUUGUAAUGAAUCUUUAUUGGUGUUCUUUUGAGUAAGGGAUUGAAAAGAAAGUAGUUUUAUUUUGAAGUCGCAAAGCAAGUUUAUGUGGCUGAUCCGCAGGCUGUAAAACGCAUUCCCCUAGGCGCAAAGUUGUAAAAUGGCCAGAUUUUUUAGUAGUGAAUUGAGAUUUUAAAAAGGAUCAUCAAGUUUGAUUUUGAAGCAACUAAUAAUCUUACAUCAUUGGCUCUCAAACUUUUCUCCAACCCCUCUUUUAAAAAAACAAUGGCAAACUUCUUUUGUAAGCUGAAGCUAAACAAAUUCUUUAGGAAAUUAUAGAGAGAAAUAAUUCUGUUUUAGAAUUUCUUCUGUCAAGUGAUGUAAUACAAAUGUCACACUAACUUUUUUGUAGAGGAGUCUGCCUACUUGUCUCUAUGAAAAUGUUAUUUCUUUGCCUGAAGUGUUUUGCAGUAUUGCAACUUUUCUAUCUCCAUGGAGACAAGCAGGUUGGCACACCAUAACAAUUACAGGACAUGUGUGGCAACAUGAGCCCACUUACAGUAAGAAUGCAUUUUUUUCAAGGUAGUUUUAAGAAAAAGAAAAAUGUCACUUGUAAUUACACAAAAUUGACCUGUAUUAGCUUUAAGCCACAUUAUAAUGCUGUGAAGAGUUGGUUUGUUUGUUUCAUUCACAGAUGUUUGCAUAACCCAGGAUUGUUACUUUGUCUACAUCUCCAAAGCUCAAAAUGAUCUGUUUCACUUAGUGAUGUCAUGAAGUGGUAGUGGGAGUUUCCACAUAAACAGCUAACUUUUAACUUCAGUUCAGUUGAGGUUGGCAAUUCUAGGGCUGAAAUCAUUCUAAUGAAUCUAUGGAGUUUAAAAAAAAAACGAAACACUGGGAGCAUUUCCUGUAUUACCAGGUGACAUCACAAGGUGGAACAGGGUGUUUUCUGUUUGAGAGAAGAUUUCAGCCCAAAUAUGCAGGAUUUGUGUGACAUCUGUGAAUGAAACAAAACACAACUCCAGGUCUGUUUGUGAUGAGGAAACAACAUUAUAACGUAGAUCAGAAAAUAGUUGUAAUAUGGAUCUUGGUGGUGACAUGUUGUAUAUCAGUUAUCGCUCAGACUGACCACGCCUCCUGUCGAGUGUCCCAGGUGUGUGAAAAGAGGAACGCUCCAUCAUCACGGCUGAUGGUGGACUUCAAUGGUCUCCCUGAUCCAGAAUUUUCACCAAGAAUGAUGAAGAUGGCAGCCGAAACAUGUCAACAAGGUAAAUACAUCUCCUACACUACUGUCUAUCUCAAAUAAAAUCAAAGUUUGGGUUUUCAAAAUAAUCGCAUCUCCGUGAUAGGCACGAUUCUGAAACCAAGUCUCAGUGGUCUCUCAUUCAAGUCCCAAGUCAUCAAUCAUCCAUCAAAUGUCCAUAUGAAGAGUCUAAAAAAUCAUUUGCUUGCAUCUGGCAGUGUUAUUGUUGAUGACCGAAAUAUUAAAAUAACCCAUUAUACAUUGUGCCUCUACAGUAAACACUGGUGUGUUUGUUUUGACCCAAACAAACACACCAGUCAGGUUUAUCUCCAGUUGUAACUCCAAACUUUUUUGCAUUAACAUAAUCUCAAAAUAGUGACCUGAGAAAUGAAAGAUUGCCGCUGUCUUCGCUGGGUAACGCGACCUAAACGUCUCAGUUCAAACUUGUGAUCAUCUGUCUGCGUGCUCCAGCGACCUUCACCAAACUUCUGCAUCAUCUCCCCAAACGCGGCGCCGCUCCCACCCGGCCGCGCACACCCAAACAUCCCUCACCAGGAUAAAUUAUUCAUAACGCAGGAGCCGGCAGACAGCAGGACUGAUGUAUUUGUUUUGCUUGUCCUAUCACUCCCCUCAGUUCGUCUCCCGGCGUUUCUACGGAGACGCUUUAUAUCCAGGGCGCCGCGGGGACAACAGGUUGACAACUGCGCUUCUGCCCCGGGUCAAAUAGAACUUUCAGCAAGUCAUGGGUAAUGAUGUUCUGCUGUAGAGGGAGCUCUGGGUGUUCAGAUGGAGCACUUUAAUGGUAUUCUUAAUUAGGUGAAGUUUUACUUGUUUGAUUCCAAAUUAAGUUCUUCAAAACAUUUCAGAAAUGUUUUUGAAAAAGUAAGACACUGCAACUAGCCACAUAACUUGACUGGAGUUGGUAGUGAAGAAUAAGUAUCCGUCAUAAUGACAGUAUGAAUGGCAGGCACAAUUUGAACUAGUUACUCUGUGGUUGGAGGGCAAAUGUUGGACACUGAUGUCCUCAGUUUUAAAGGUGCACUAUGUAACUUUGUACAUGUCCACCACCUGCUUAUCUCCAUAAAAGUAAACUGUCUGCCUGGAGACAGAUGACGCAACUCAGCCAAUUUACAGGUCAUAUUUUUGUCAGUUUUUCAGUGUUUAAUUUUAUCAGUUAAACUAUAAUUUCUGUCAGAGAGGAGUGUGUGUUUACCUGCUUUACAUGUUUCAGAUCCUUCCUGUAGCCUGCAUCAUCUGAUGGUGUUUGAUGUGUCAUAUAGGCUACUGCUGCCUACAUGGUU
Boleophthalmus pectinirostris (great blue-spotted mudskipper) is the source of this 7336-nucleotide messenger RNA. RefSeq names its product inositol monophosphatase 1-like. The transcript has 8 exons. The record is from RefSeq and is a predicted model, not a curated record. Gene Ontology annotation, biological process: inositol metabolic process; signal transduction; phosphatidylinositol phosphate biosynthetic process. Gene Ontology annotation, molecular function: inositol monophosphate 1-phosphatase activity. Lineage: Eukaryota; Metazoa; Chordata; Actinopteri; Gobiiformes; Gobiidae. Bases 267 to 1097 code for a protein of 276 amino acids.